Messenger RNA from Magnolia sinica, 602 nucleotides. Its product is annotated as DNA polymerase II subunit B4. The transcript is spliced from 3 exons. Bases 47 to 481 code for a protein of 144 amino acids. Gene Ontology annotation, molecular function: protein heterodimerization activity; chromatin DNA binding. The record is from RefSeq and is a predicted model, not a curated record. Gene Ontology annotation, cellular component: CHRAC; epsilon DNA polymerase complex. Gene Ontology annotation, biological process: leading strand elongation; DNA damage response; heterochromatin formation. Lineage: Eukaryota; Viridiplantae; Streptophyta; Magnoliopsida; Magnoliales; Magnoliaceae.
UUUUUCCUGUCUAGGGUUUUGCAGAGAGAGAGAGAGAGAGAGAGAGAUGGCGAAGCCAGCAGCUGAGGUGGAGGAGCUGCCCCGUUCUAUCGUGCGCCGGGUGGUGAAGGAUAAGCUAUCCCGAUGCUCCGACGAAGAUAUCUCUGUCCAGAAGGACGCUCUCCUCGCCUUCUCCGAGAGCGCCCGCAUCUUCAUCCACUACCUCUCCGCCACGGCAAAUGACAUAUGUAAGGAAUCUAAGAGACAAACAAUCAAUGCUGAUGAUGUUCUCAAAGCACUAGAGGAAAUUGAAUUUCCUGAGUUCAUUGACCCUCUUAGGGCUUCUUUGGAUGAAUUUAGGCAAAAGACUGCCGCAAAGAGGUUGGGGGCAAAAGCAAAAGAAGCAGAUAGGAAAAGGAAAAUGAAGGAAGAUCCUUCAGAGUCAAAUGGAGCAGACGUUGGGAAUGCAGAAGAAGGCAAUGAAAAUGAUGAUGAUGCAUGAAUGAUUCUGUACCAAACUUUGAACUUUGAUAGGCAAUGUCUAAGCCAUCCUUGUAAAUUUCAAUAUUGAGAAAUGAAGAAUUGCAACUGCACUUAAACAAAUCUUCUGCAAUCUUACUUUA